Messenger RNA from Syzygium oleosum, 1561 nucleotides. RefSeq names its product thaumatin-like protein 1. The coding region runs from base 136 to 1041 and encodes 301 amino acids. NCBI's taxonomy places the organism in Eukaryota, Viridiplantae, Streptophyta, Magnoliopsida, Myrtales, Myrtaceae. The transcript is spliced from 3 exons. Gene Ontology annotation, cellular component: extracellular region. Gene Ontology annotation, biological process: defense response. The record is from RefSeq and is a predicted model, not a curated record.
CCCUCCUUCAUUUGCGCUUCAAAAAUUUUCCCACACGGAACUGAUGUGAUUCUGUAUAUCUUAGAAAACAUUCAUUCUUAUACCAUUAUAUCUUGAAUUUCGAGACAGCUGCUCGUUCUUAGAUUUGGAAACCCAAUGGCUUCGCUUGGAGUCGCAGUUGCUCUGUUCUUGCACUUUCUGAUCUUCUGGGUCACUGGUGGAAAUUCGGCGACAUUCACCAUAGUCAACAAGUGCGGCUUCACGGUCUGGCCGGGGAUCCUCUCCGGCGCCGGAACCGCGCCGCUCUCCACCACCGGCUUCGCCCUCGACCCCGGCGCGUCCGCCUCCGUCGCCGUCCCCGCCUCCUGGUCCGGCCGCCUCUGGGGCCGCACCUUCUGCUCCCAGGACCCCGCCACGGGCAAGUUCGCCUGCCUCACAGGCGACUGCGGCUCCUCCGCCCUCGAGUGCUCCGGCAGCGGCGCCGUCCCUCCCGCCACCCUCGCCGAGUUCACCCUCAACGGCGCCGAUGGGCUCGACUUCUACGACGUCAGCCUCGUCGACGGGUACAACCUCCCGAUGCUGGUGGUGCCGCAGCGCGGCGCCGCCACCGCGGCCGGGAACUGCACCGCGACGGGGUGCGUCGCUGACCUGAACAGGGCGUGCCCGCAGGAGCUGAAGGUGACGAGAACGGGGAGCGAGGGCGGGGUGGCGUGCAAGAGCGCGUGCGGCGCGUUCGGGGACCCGCAGUACUGCUGCAGCGGCGCGCACGGGUCGCCGGACACGUGCGAGCCGAGCCAGUACUCGGAGUUCUUCAAGACCGCGUGCCCGAAGGCCUAUAGCUACGCCUACGACGACCGCACCAGCACCUUCACCUGCGCUUCGGCGGAUUACGAGAUCACGUUUUGCCCGACGCCUUCAACUAGUGUCAAGGCGGCGGGCGGUGAAUACGCGGUGGCGGCCAUGGCGUCAAGUGGCGUCGCCUCGUCGUGGACGCCGCUGUCGGUUGUCGCUGUCGUCGUUCCGGCGACAGGUUGGCAGUUGCGGCGGCUGUUCGUCGUCUAGCUCCGACUGUAUCGUGGGCCCGCCUCUCUCUCACUCACACACUCACUCUCAACUGGGUAGGGCCCACGCACUUCAGGAGAUCAAGUGGAUUGUAGACUCAACGAGCGGCCCAACAUGAAGAGAAGAAAAUCUCGAUCGAGAGAGAGAGAGAGAGAGAGAAUUCGAAAACAGCGGUUCGUCAAUGCGUUGAUCCUCUCCGGACGUCGGGAAAAGUGAUAUUUUCUCGGGAAAUUUUUCCGAGGGUGAUGGAGAUCAAGGAUGACCGGCACGGACUCGCCCUCGCCGCCGGCUUCGGGGCUUGAUGAACUUUCGAUUGAUUGCAACUUUUGUUUUCUUUCCAAUAGUUUUUCGACGGGUAGAAUGUAAUUCGAUAUCGAGAUUAUAUUUAGAGUUAAGAUUAGAAUGUAGUAGUAGUCUAGCAGAGGGAUAGAAGUAGUUGGGAUGUGAAGUGUUACAACUGGUAUUGACAAAGUAGAUGCGUUGUGAUGUGAAUAUAAACUUCUUCUAUUUUGAGCGUUUA